Molecule: messenger RNA, 706 nt
Organism: Juglans microcarpa x Juglans regia
Lineage: Eukaryota; Viridiplantae; Streptophyta; Magnoliopsida; Fagales; Juglandaceae
Exons: 1
Coding region: 132-575 (147 amino acids)
Source: RefSeq, a predicted model, not a curated record
UACUCAAGAGGAUUCAGAAUCUGAAAACCCUUCAAAUUUCCCAACUCCCCAACAAUUAAAAAAUAAACACCUCAAUCCCAUAACAAUACCUGAUCACUCAGUUGGAAAUACUCCUGAAGAAGACAUGCUCUAUGGCUCUCAUCAUUAGAAAGCUGUUCCAAUGCCGAAGCUUUCCAAGAACGGUGUUGGAGGACACAGCCUUUGUAGCUGCCAAUUCGGAGCGGAUAGAGUCGCCACCAUUGGCAUAUACUUCACUGAAAGAUCUGCUGCCGCGGCAGCCGCCACCACGGGGUUUGAGCAUGCAAUCUGUUCAUGAGAUUCCUAUUAGCAAUUUUCUUGUUCAGAGGGCUGCCUGGGCAUAUUUGCAGCCAACACCAGUAUCGGGAACAUCAUCGAGCUGCGGCUAUCGAUGCAUUUUUUCCCGUGUUUGGGAGGAGUUAAGGCCUCCGGUGAAUGCUUGUAUUAGAUUCUUCAACAGGAACGUUAUGACGGCAAUAACACAGGCUUUGGAUAGGGUGGUCGGAGUUAUUCAUGAUGUGGGAGGUGGAGGACAUGAUCAUGCAGAUAUGUACUGAUCAGAAUGUUCUAACUAGCAUGCAUUUAUGAGACAUUUUCUAGCUAGCAUGCAUGCAUGCAAUACAGCUUAUUUGUUCUUGAUUGUGGCUAUCCAAUCUUUUCUUUUUCUUGAAAGCUACAUUAUCGAAUC